AUGAAUCAAUAUACCCUUGUCAAUAUCAUUGAUGUAAAGGAUUCAUUUCAAAUGAUGAGUACUGAUGAAUAUGAAUUUUAUAAUGUUAUUGAGUCUGAUUACCUCGUAGGAAUCCACGACAAAUUUAUUAAAACAUUGUCUCAAACUGAAGAAUGGAUUGACAAUAUUCAAAAGAAAUCUGAGCUUGAAAAAAAGUAUAAUAAGAUUCCUGCAUAUUUCAUUGGAACAGAUAUAAAGCAAACAAUACUGGAUACUUUAGAGGAGUACAAGUCAAAUCCAGAUUUAACUCAAGAUUUUCCAAAAUCAUAUGACGGAAUCAUCAUUAAAUUAUUUGUUUCUCUUGAAAAUAAAUUUGAAUCGUCCAAAGGCCUAUUGCCCGCCCCAAAUUUUGAUAUUUUUGAAAUAUUAAAUAAAUACAUUUAUUGGAAUUCACUACCUUAUUAUUACUAUGAAGAUUUAUUAAAAGAUUAUAUGAAAAAUAUAUAUUUUUUAAAAUUUUAUGGAGGCGAUCUAAUGCUCAAACUUAUUCAGGAAAGAAAGACUGUAUACAUUAAGGAGACUUUUGACUAUUUUCUUAAAACUG
Messenger RNA from Racocetra fulgida, 583 nucleotides. The record is from the annotation of a GenBank genome assembly. NCBI's taxonomy places the organism in Eukaryota, Fungi, Glomeromycota, Glomeromycetes, Diversisporales, Gigasporaceae.